CGACAAAUGUAGGCCCAUUACCACUUUUGUUGUACUUCUUUGCCUUGUACAUUCGCUGCGGCACGAUCGAGAAGAGCAUCAACAAAAAAUGGCCAGCCGAAAAGCUCUGAUUAACGUCCACCGGAUCAUCCGCUCCACUGCGGUGGUUAGACGGAGCUCCGUCACCCCUUCCGCUGCACCUCCUAUUUUCCAAAAUGGAGUUGAUUUGGGGGCAAGAUUCUUCAGCGGGAACACCUCGAGUCCACAAAACAUUGAUAUUGAUCUCUCCAGCGAAGAGAAGAAGAGGAUAACCAUCAACAGAUUGUUGUAUAGGAGCAAGCAACGAGGGUUUCUGGAGCUUGAUCUGGUUUUGGGUAACUGGGUUGAGGAGAAUGUCAAUUCCAUGGAUGAAACCGCUGUCAAAUCCCUCAUUCAUGUCCUUGAUUUGGAAAACCCUGAUCUCUGGAAAUGGCUAACUUCUCAGGAACAGCCUCCCGAGAUAGUGAGCUCAAAUCCGGUAUUUCUGGCGUUGCACAAGAAAGUCAUGACGAAUCUGAACAAACAUGCAGCCCCAGAGACGCGUGCAGCAGCUGGACAACCCUGGGUCAAAGGCUGGGAUGAUUUCAAGAGAGGCCGUGACGCUCCCAUCUCCGGGAACCAGUAAAAUCUAAAAAAAAACACACUCUCUCUUCCUUGCAAAAGUAACAAACUGCAAAAAACACGUUUAUAAAAGUUAUCUUAUAAAUAUAAUAAAGUGCCAGGCCGUGAAGAAGGCCGGGGGUAUAAAUGUGUCUCUGUAGUGAGUGACACGAUGAGAUAGAUAAUUGGAAGUUCUUGAUAUGUUAUCAAGGGAUAUUGUAUUUUUUUUUGAAAUUGCGGUGUUCUCUCUUCAGCUUAUGCUGACGAAGAGUUUUGGACA
Brassica oleracea var. oleracea is the source of this 898-nucleotide messenger RNA. RefSeq names its product succinate dehydrogenase assembly factor 2, mitochondrial. Gene Ontology annotation, cellular component: mitochondrion. The transcript is spliced from 5 exons. The record is from RefSeq and is a predicted model, not a curated record. Bases 89 to 643 code for a protein of 184 amino acids. Lineage: Eukaryota; Viridiplantae; Streptophyta; Magnoliopsida; Brassicales; Brassicaceae. Gene Ontology annotation, biological process: mitochondrial electron transport, succinate to ubiquinone; protein-FAD linkage; tricarboxylic acid cycle.